AUGGCGUCUACUCACAACUCCAAGCAGCGCCUGGCGCUCGCUAUCUGCGAUUUCCUCUCCGCUUCGACAAAUGACGGCACUCUCACCGCCGACGACAAGGACUCCAUCGAUGUGGCUAUCAACUGUAUCGCCGAAUCCUUCAAGGUCGAUCCCUCCGAUACCUCCGCUGUCCAAGCCGCCAUCGGAUCUCAGAACCUCCUUCAGAUCUACUCUGUCUUCGAGAAGGCCCGCGCCGACAAGCCCGCCGCUGCUGCUCCUACACCUGCCCCCGUCGAGCUCACCGAUGAGCAGAAGAAGGAGGCUGAGGCCCUGAAGUCAAAGGGAAAUGCUGCCAUGGCCCAGAAGGACUACCGCGCUGCCAUCGACUUCUACACCCAGGCUCUGGCUAUCAACGCCAACAACGCUGUCUACCUCUCCAACCGUGCCGCUGCCCACUCGGCCAACAAGGACCAUGCUUCUGCCCGAUCUGACGCUGAGGCUGCCGUAGCCAUCGACCCCGCUUAUACUAAGGCCUGGUCCCGACUUGGUCUUGCUCGCUUCGCCCUAGGCGAUGCUCGUGGUGCUAUGGAGGCCUACGACCGCGGUAUCCAGCAUGAGGGUAACGGUGGCUCUGACGCUAUGAAGAAGGGCUACGAGACGGCCAAGCGCCGUGUUCAAGAGAUGGAGGCUGAGGAGGACUCUCUUCCCCGUGCUUCUCCUAGCGCCGGUGGUGAUCUCGGUGCCGGUGGCAUGCCCGAUCUUGGUAACCUUGCCAGUAUGUUCGGCGGCGGUGGUGGUGCCGGUGGCCAGGGCGGCGGUAUGCCCGAUCUCGGUAGCAUCAUGAGCAACCCAAUGUUCGCAAACAUGGCUCAGAAGCUCAUGAGCAACCCUGACCUUAUGAACAACCUCAUGAGCAACCCCCGUCUACGCGAGAUGGCCGAUCGCUACUCGACUGGUGGAGGUAUGCCUGACCUGAACAGCCUCAUGUCCGACCCUCAGAUCGGAGAGAUGGCCCGAAACAUGAUGGGCGGCGGUGGCAACCCCUUCGGAGGUGCUGGUGGUCCCGGUGCCGGUGCCGGCGGUGCCAACGGACAAGGCGGUUCGCAACAGUAG
Fusarium proliferatum ET1 is the source of this 1092-nucleotide messenger RNA. Its product is annotated as related to protein phosphatases. Gene Ontology annotation, biological process: post-translational protein targeting to endoplasmic reticulum membrane. The transcript is spliced from 3 exons. Gene Ontology annotation, cellular component: membrane; TRC complex. Lineage: Eukaryota; Fungi; Ascomycota; Sordariomycetes; Hypocreales; Nectriaceae. The record is from RefSeq and is a predicted model, not a curated record. The coding region runs from base 1 to 1092 and encodes 363 amino acids. Gene Ontology annotation, molecular function: protein binding; molecular adaptor activity.